Molecule: messenger RNA, 1203 nt
Organism: Helicoverpa zea (corn earworm)
Lineage: Eukaryota; Metazoa; Arthropoda; Insecta; Lepidoptera; Noctuidae
Exons: 1
Coding region: 195-881 (228 amino acids)
Source: RefSeq, a predicted model, not a curated record
UUAAAUUAAUAUUUAAUAGUAUUUAUAAGUUUUUUUUGGAAAUUAUUACUGUCUCAGUUUGCUAAUACUCACAGUAGUAAAUGUAAUAAUUGAGCACACAUUUAUUCACCACCUGCCACAUCACCAAACAACAAUUAAUCAAGAGCACUAAAUUAUUUCACAAUCACAAAGCACAGUAAUUGAAGUGUUCAAGAAUGUCACAGCUUUCGGAGAUAUUAUCUGUUCAAAGGAGUCUUGAGGAGAACUUCACCCGGAAGAUGGAUGAACUUGGUGCACAAAUUCAGGCUGCAGGACCCGCUAAAGAUACUGUGGCUAAGAUUGCAGAGGAGUUCCGGGCAUUUAGAGAGCUCAUCUACAGUGUCCUUGGAUUGCUCAGGAAACAAAUUGCCGAGUGUCUUCUGCAUAUUGAUGGCCUGGAGAUGAGGCACCGAAGGAAGGCUCUAAUUUUCCAAGGAGUUCCUGAAGCAGACACUGAGGACUGUACUGCCACAAUAUUGAGCAUACUCAAUGGUAAAUUGGGUCUCAAAGACAUUGCAGUUCCAAGUAUAAAAUUGGCACAUCGGCUCGGCAGUCCCGGUAAGGAUCAUCCAAGGCCAAUCCUUGUGAGGUUUUCUGGAUUAGAUGUCAAGACAGCAGUAUGGAAGGCGAAGACUGGCUUGAAGGGGACCAAAAUCUCAGUGAAGGAGUUCUUGACUAAGACCAGGCAGUCCAUCUUCACCAAGGCCAGGCAGCACUUCGGUAUGCGAUCAUGUUGGUCGCAGGACGGUGUGAUUGUCGUCAGGACUUCAGAUGGGACCCGGCAUAGGAUUUCUUCAUUGGAAGAACUGAUACCGCUUCUGGAGAAGUACCCGGUGAAGUCUAAUGCAUCCUCGACUGAUUGAUCUGAAAACACUUGUGCAUUAGGUAUGUGACGACUGGCAUUUCUCAAUAUGUAAUUAUCAUAUUUAUACUCACGUUUUCCUCAAUUUUCUUCACAGUGGAUGUUUAGAUCUACUUUCCUUUGGAUUAUUUUGUUAUUUUAGUUAGUGUAAUGUUACUUCGUGUAUCUCUUGUUGUUUAAGUUCACUUAUUUUAUUCUAAUCUUAGUUUACCCUCUAGAAAAUAAAUAUUAUUCGUUCCUAUUUUGUUAAAUCUCAAAUCCUUUUAGAAUGUCAAACUAAGUAAUGUCAGAUAUGUCAUGUGUCAAACAUGCAUAGUCACACU